UCGCUAUUUCACAAAAAAUAGAAAACAAAACAAAAAAAAAAAUUGCAGACUCCGCUAAAUUUUGCAAAAAUUAAUCAUCAAACAGAAAUAUUCCCAAUUAAACUUUUUGAAUCUCCCUUUCGAACUCUUUCCCAAAACCGGCUUUCUAGAACCAUUAUCAAGAAUUAUGUCUGAUUGGAGACCAAAUGAAGAUUCCUCCGAUUCGGAAGAUGAGGAAUCCAAUGUCGAUAUUCGAGGUCGUGAGGCUAUCAUUUUCGUUUUGGAUGGAUUCCUUUUCAAAACACCAGAACGUUUCCAAGAAGCCACACAAUUAAUACGCGAUGCCUUCCUUUCUGGUCUGAUAAUCAACGAUAAAGAUCUUAUUGGAAUUGUUUUCGAUAACACAAAAGAGUCCCCGGCUCCCAAAGAAGCCGAUGUUCUAAAGAACAUAGUCGUGCCAUCCAAUUGUGCAUUGUUCCUUCCACUUCGUCAAUUGAACAAAGACAUUGUCGAAUACUUUCUCAGUUUUACCGAAGAGAACUUCUUUGACUAUGACACUAAAUAUGGUGUUAGUGAGGGCAAGUUUGCCAGCAUGAUUCGAUUGUGUGGCAAUAUGUUCCAACAAUGUGGUGUCAAACUAUCUAGUCAGACAAUUGUGUACUUUUCUGAUCGAGAGACACCCCACGAACCAGGAUCACAGGAAUUCCAAAAGGCAAUUCAAAGAGCCUCCGAUAUGGAAGGACAAAAUAUUGAAUUCAAUUUGAUUCCUAUGAUUGAUGAUUUCGAUUAUGAUCGAUUCUAUAGGGAGUUUAUUGCGCUAUCCAAAGACAUCGAUAUGGAGAGUUUCGAACCAACAGACCCAAAGCUAGCUCGAGAAAUGAUAUCCGAUCGAAAACUUAAAUUGGACAUCAACAAACGCUGCUUGGGACAUGUCAAUUGGAACCUUGGCAGCAACCUAGAACUCUCGGUGAAAUUCUACAAUUACUAUCGCAAAUCCGUUUAUCCCAAGAGAGUUGCCCUAAAACGUGAUGAUAACUCUAUCAUCACUGCGAAAAUAGAAAACUUCAUUGACAAGAAGGAUGAAGAAAAUGGAGUAACGAUCAGACGGGAAAUGCGCAGCGAUGACGUGGAAUACGUGAUAACCUGCGGAGCCGAAGAAGUUCGAGUCCAAGAAGCCGAAAUGUUUAAGAUCAAAUACCCCCAUCAACCGAUCCUGCAGUUGGUUGGCUUCAAAGACCGGUCGGUGCUUAAGAAAGACCAUUUCAUUCGGCAAUGUUCUUUUAUUUAUCCAGAUGAUGAAAAAAUUUCUGGUUCAGCCAAGUUAUUUACUGCCCUCUGGAUGAGGUGUUUGGAGAAUGAAAAGAUUGCUGUUUGUAUCUUCAUUCCCAGAAGAAAAUCCAAACUCUCAUAUGUUGCCCUUGUGCCGGUCACAUCGGCGGACAGUGAUAGCCCAAAUCCCAGUACUUCAAUAAAUGGUGAUGGCUUUAGAGUGGUAUUUCUUCCAUUUGCUGAAGAACUCCAUCAAUAUAAUUUCAAAGAAUGGGAUAUUGAAGUCAAUCCUUCUGAAGAGGGACAAGAAAUUCUCAAGAAAAUCAUGAAGAAGCUCAAAGUCAAAUAUAUUCCAAGUAAAAUCAAAGAUCCAGCAUUGGAUGAAAUUCAAUCCAGAUUGCUUGCUCUAGCAUUUGAUAUUAAAACUGAAGGUGGCGGUGACAUUCAAAUGCCUGACACUCAAAAGCAAGAUGAACGUAUUGAACAGUUUUUCGAUGAUUUUGUCAAUAUUUUCGGUGUGGAGGAUGCCGCUGAGAAGAGAAAAGCACCAAGUGCGGCUAAUAAACCAUCAGCUAAAAUUCCGAAAAUAUCGGAACAAGAUUUGAGUGCUGGAUUCAUUGAUAGUCUUAUUGCAAAUGGUAAGUUGGAUUCACUAAAUAAGGAGCAGUUGUGUAAUUUUUUGAAGGCAAAUAAUGCUAAAUUUACCAAGUCCAUGACCAAAGGAGUCUUGAUUGAAAAAGUGAUGGAAGUACGAAACAUUUAAGGAAGGGAAGUUCUUUGUUUCUUCAAUUUUUUUUUUAUAAAGCAUGUAUUUUUGUAUUGUUACCGUUAAAUGAAAGUUAAGAUAUUUUUAUUAAAUAA
Messenger RNA from Episyrphus balteatus (marmalade hoverfly), 2109 nucleotides. It is a transcript of the gene Irbp, whose product is annotated as ATP-dependent DNA helicase 2 subunit 1. Gene Ontology annotation, biological process: double-strand break repair via nonhomologous end joining; cellular response to gamma radiation; cellular response to X-ray. Gene Ontology annotation, cellular component: Ku70:Ku80 complex; nucleus. NCBI's taxonomy places the organism in Eukaryota, Metazoa, Arthropoda, Insecta, Diptera, Syrphidae. Gene Ontology annotation, molecular function: telomeric repeat DNA binding; damaged DNA binding; DNA helicase activity. The coding region runs from base 167 to 2011 and encodes 614 amino acids. The transcript has 3 exons. The record is from RefSeq and is a predicted model, not a curated record.